AUGGCGCCCGCGUCGAGCAUGCGCGGUGGGGCCGCCGCUGCUCCUCAGGAGGGGCCGCGAGAGCGCGGCCGGAGCGGCACCGGGGCUGUUGUGGGGCCGGGGCUGGGGCCAGGCGGUGCCGGCGAGGCGGCUGCGCUCUCGGCCACCUCCUGCCCGCUGCCCCCGCGGGGAAGGGUGCGCUGCCCACCUGGGGACGCGCAGGGGUCCGCCCUGCUGGCCGCCAGGGACACUUGCCCGCAGACCCGCUCGCGCCGCUCGCCCCGGCACGGGCCGGGCGGGCCCAGGAGAGAGCCGGAGGCCGUUGUUUUGUCACGGCUCCCGCCAGGUGAACCCCGAGGCACCGGCUGGGGAAGGGGUGACGGAGCGCUCUCGGGAGGGCUGGGCCGGUCCGAGGUAGCGGGGGGAAAGCCUGAGGUGUCCCAGAGGAAACAGCUGGCAUGUUUGCUAGGGAAGCCCCCGAGCAAAAAAAACCAGGAAUGUCUCACGUGCCUUGAGAAUCUAGUCAACCUGGCCCAUACAGCUGCUCCCAUGUAUGUUUUUCCCCUUAUGCUCCCGGACCAGCGAUUUGCCCUCUUUCCACCCUCACCCUUCUUUUGCGGACGCCGGUGUCUCCUCACACGGGAGGCCGAGGAACAGGCAGCUCUGAGGGGACAGCGUGCCCAUGUCUGGUUGCGUGGCCAGGUGUGAGAGUGCCCUCUCCUGGGUGGAACAGGCAGUUUGGCUUGCUCGCUUGAGACGGAUCCCUCUGUUGGGAAGCCCUUUGCCUUACAAAGAGCUCACGGUACUGUCACUGCCUUGAGGAAGAACUUGUAGGAGUUCUGCAGGCAGAAAUGCCAAAAACAGGAGAACAGAAACUAAUGCGAUGUUACGGAAGAGAGAGAAGGUAUUCACUCAUGAUGCCUGCACUUAACAAUUUAGAUUUUUCAUGUAAUUAGCAGCUGACAUACAUGCAUUAAAAGGCACUACGGGUUCUAGCUAAA
Molecule: messenger RNA, 980 nt
Organism: Pipra filicauda (Wire-tailed manakin)
Lineage: Eukaryota; Metazoa; Chordata; Aves; Passeriformes; Pipridae
Exons: 3
Coding region: 1-687 (228 amino acids)
Source: RefSeq, a predicted model, not a curated record